CUAGCAUUAACUCUGAGAAGGCCUUUGAGAGCAAUUACUCCACAAUAAAUGCUGUUUGUGCAUAGAGUUCAGCACCUGCAGACAGUGAGAGCCAGCAGCAAUGCCAUCCCUGGCCCUCGCGCGCCGCCGAGCAGCGCUCAUUGCGGUAUGUGCUGUACGAGCGCUCUCGACGACCAGUGAGCGCCUGAGGCAGCUCGGCCGCACGGCGUCCAUCGAAAUCGCUCCAAGGCAAGCAACACGCUACGCGGAACUGGCAAAAGCACGACCGAGCGCCCCGCGCACGGUCUUCGUGAACUUCGUCGACACCGAGGACGAGCACUUCGCGGCCGUCGAGGCGGCCUGCGCCGUGCUCAGGGAGGCGGGCCUCGACCCGGUCCCGCACGUGCCGGCGAGCCGCGUGAAGAACGCGGCGGUGAAGCGGCUGCGGGCCCUGCGCGACGCCGGCGCCGCAUCCGCGCUCAUCAUCGCGGGCAACGACUGGACGGACAUCUGCGCGCGCGUGGACGACGUCGCCGCGUGCGCCGCGGCGUUGUUGGAAAUGAGGCCGGUCUUCGCGGGCUUCCCCGAGGGCCACCCGUACGUGCCGCGCGGCGGCGCGCGCCUCGCGGAGAAGCUGCGCGCCCACGGCGGGAGCGUCGUGUCCCAGUUCUGCCGGGACCUGCCCUUCGUGCUGGACGCGUGGCUCGACGCGACGCGUCCAAACGCGGACGCGAUCUUCGUCGGCGUCCCGGGCCCGGCGCCGCGGGCGACGCUGCGCCGGUUCUACGACUUGUGCGGCGUCGGGCCGAGCGCCGCCGUCGAGGCGGUGUCCGACGAUGCCGACGCGGACGACGUCGUGGCGCCGGCGCGCGACGUCGCCGCGCUCGCCGCGUACCUCGAGAGGCAUAGUGUAGACGACGCGUCGGUGCGGUUGCAUCUGUACCCGUGUGGUGGAGUGGAACGGUGCCUCGCCUACGUCGAGGGGCUCUGUAGCGGGAAUAAUAGUUAAUUGUACAGGCGAAACGAGG
This is a messenger RNA of Pelagomonas calceolata, 1007 nucleotides long. The record is from the annotation of a GenBank genome assembly. Lineage: Eukaryota; Pelagophyceae; Pelagomonadales; Pelagomonadaceae.